AAAUACCAAUAUCGGGCUGUGGUAUUUGAAUCCAGUGUGGUGAUACAGCAGCUGUGCAGCAUCUGUGUUUUUGUGGUUAUAUGAUGGUAUAUGGAUGAGGGUCUUCUGGCCCCCCGCUGGGUUUUUGGGACUGGCCUGGCUUCUUCACUGAUUGGAUGUUGGUCCGGUCUCAGGAAGUGGCCAAGAAGCUGAUUCCAUCGCUGGGCACAGAUUCAGCUCAAGAGCUGCCCCCAGAGCCAGAUCAGUUUGCUGUUCUGCAUCAGGAUCUGCGUGACAAGCUAGCCUGGCCACAAAGGCUCCCAGACGUGGUUCCAGUGCAAGAUUUGCAACAGAAUCAGGCCCUGGUUCUGCCUCUUGGACUGAAAAGUAAGAUUCGAACCGUAGAUAGUGAGAGUUCAAAAGCAACAAAGUUUGUUGUUUCACCCCUAAAGAGAGAUCAAACUCAGCAUCCGCAGCUUGCCAAGAUUCUUGGAAUUCCACACCCAUUUGCACCCAAACCUGAGCAUCAGAAACAAAUCUUGCACAGUGAUAAUGGAUUUUCAAGUAUGGAUAUGGUUCAUCCUGAAUUUCCUCUGGAAUCCCAGAAGGACCCAGAUGAGCGUCUAGAGGCCCCUGAGCCAGCUGAAACUAAUCAAUUACUGAAAGAGACCCUAUCUCAAAACCUAGAGCCCCCUGAAGAGAUCCAAUUCUCUCCACCCCAGCAAGACCCAGCUCAGCCUCCACAGCCCCCUGAGGAGGAAGAACUUUCUUCAACUCAACAGGAGGCCCUUGAGGAGGUUGAAACUUCUUUAACCCAGCAGGAGGCCCUAGCUCAGCCUCCACGCUACCCUGAGGACAUAGAACCUUUCAAUCUGGCACUUACCAUAACUCCAGAACCCCCUGUGGAGGCUGAACAUUCUACAGCACUGAAGAAGGCUACAGCUCCACAUCCACACCAGGCCCAGACUCAGCAUCCAAAGUUGACACAAGUCACAGUUCAGCCUUUGGACCUGGAACUUACCAUAAUUACAGAACCUACUACAGAGCUGAAAUCUUCUCACACCAGGCAGAGGACCCCAACUCAGCCUCCAGAACCACCUAAGGAGGUUGCAGCUCAAUCUCCAGUGUAUCAAGAGGUGACAGUUUCAAAACCAGGUCAGUAUCAAGCUCAGCCACGAACGUCACCCAGUGUUGCAGUUUGGCCUUUAGACCUGGAGCUUACUGUAACUUCAGUAUCUACUACAGAGACCGAACAUUCUACAGUCCUGAAGAAGACUACAGCUCCACAUCCACAGCAGGUGCAGACUCAGCAUCCGAACCUGACUCCAGUCGCAGUUCCCCCUUUUGAUGUGGAACUUACUACAACUCAGCAUCCAUUGGACUCUUCUGAAAAUUACACCCCAGAAAAGAAUGCCACCAAGAGCAUCAACCUAUGUGAGCUCUGUAUCUGCAGAGACGAGACACUGUCCUGUACUGGUCUCAGCCCAGAGCAGAGGCUCCGCUGAGUGCCUGUGCUAGAGCCCAAGACCUACAACGGUACCUUCACCGUCAUAAAUUUCCAAGGAAACGCUGCCUAUUCCAUUGAUGACAAUGCAUGGGAAGCAUACCGCUGGACUGAGAUACUAAUUCUCAGUGAAAAUCUUUUGACUGAAUUACAUAAGGAUUCAUUUGAAGGCCUGCUCUCCCUCCAGCAUCU
Molecule: messenger RNA, 1675 nt
Organism: Galeopterus variegatus (Sunda flying lemur)
Lineage: Eukaryota; Metazoa; Chordata; Mammalia; Dermoptera; Cynocephalidae
Product: leucine-rich repeat-containing protein 37B-like
Exons: 4
Coding region: 156-1484 (442 amino acids)
Source: RefSeq, a predicted model, not a curated record